Messenger RNA from Triticum dicoccoides, 884 nucleotides. RefSeq lists its product as uncharacterized. The transcript is spliced from 2 exons. NCBI's taxonomy places the organism in Eukaryota, Viridiplantae, Streptophyta, Magnoliopsida, Poales, Poaceae. The record is from RefSeq and is a predicted model, not a curated record. The coding region runs from base 240 to 608 and encodes 122 amino acids.
CUCAAGCCAGUUGAAGUCCUCCAUUGACACGGUGAGGACGAGGUUAAGCGCAUUAUGGUCGUUUGAGUAGGAGAAGCAGCGGGCGGCGGGGCUGAGGAUGGUGCCGGCGAGCGGGAAGAAGCAGGUGAGCAUGUACGGCAGGAAGGCAGCGGGAACACCGCGGCCCGGUCGACGUGGGGGUAGAAGAAAAGGCGCUUGACGGAGUCCAUGAAGAGCCAGGCGAGGUCAUCGAAGAAGUGAUGGGGAGCUCCAAAGACGGGCGUCCUCGCCGCCGGCACCACGUGGAUCUGCUCCAGCAAGUGCACCUCCGCUUCCGCCAUGGGUUCGCUGGCUUUGCUUGCUUGGAUUUGUUUCAUGAAGAUUCUAUGUCAGAUUUGAAGGUGUUGGCAAGUAAGCGGCUCUACAUCUUGCCAAUUCAAUUUCUAAUUGGCAUGAGCUCCCUGUGUUCUGGACAACUAAGGUUACAUGCAAAAUUACCUGAUCAUGUAGCAAUUAUGAUUGAGACGCAUGCAUUUAGAUCGGGUGCUGAAGCGAGCCCGCCAUUUUAUUACUCUGAAAGAACUAUACAGUGGUAUUUGGCUAUUGCUUUCAGUAUUAGAGAAUCAUAGAAACUGAUUUGCAGGGCUUAUUAUAGAUUUAUGUGACAUUCCCCUAUGCCAUCAUGCCAUACUAUUUAUUUUGAGCAACCUUUCUAUGGUAUUUUGUUGGACAGUUUUUAGUGGAAUGUCCAGCACCUCGAUAUACGUUAAAUAGUGCAAGCAUGGGUAUAUAUUUUCUCUCUCUCAUGUUGUAUUCAUUUUAUUUGCUCUGCUACUUUGGGUAAAUAGAAUCACGCACAAGCUCCAGUUAUUCCUGUGCAAAACUGAUGUAGACGUGUGGACUAU